CGCACACACUCUCACUCGGGUGGGAGAAAGUAAAGUGUGGGAAGGGUGAGAGAAAGCGCGAGCUUCCAGGUGUCUGUGCCCCGCACUUCGGCAGACUCCAUGGAGCUUUAAGGGCUGCCCCUCAAAGCCCUUUUUUUUUUGCCCCCCCUGCCCUCACUUUGGUGGCUCUCUCCUUUCUUCCUUUCUUUUUUUUUUUUUUAGUCCUGUCACCACGUAGGAAGUUCAGUCAGCUGCCUCUCGUCGGCUGGCUUUCUGGGAGAGGACACCCUCGCAUCCAGCAGCCGCCGCUCCGCGCUCCCCCGCACACCGCUGCAUCACUAUGGAUAUUGCAGAUUGCCCUUUCCGGAAGAAAAGGAGGCCGUGGAGCCCGGAACUGACCUCCGUCGCCCUGGUCGCCCUGGUACUCGCACUGUGCCAGAGCACCCCGGCGCAGGCAGAACCAGUGGACGUACUGAAGGCCCUGCAGGUUCCCACUCUUCCCGAGGGCGUGAAGAAAGUUCCUGGCUUCUGCACGUCCCGCCGCUCCAGCAGCCCGGACCACGCCUAUCGCAUCGGCAAGAAGGCCCAGAUCUCAGCCCCUACCAAGCAGCUCUUCUCAGGUCGCUUCCCGGAGAACUUCUCCGUCAUGGCGCUGGUGAAGGCCCACGCCGGGCUCCAGGCCUUCCUCCUCUCUAUCUACAGCGAGCAGGGCGUCCAGCAGCUGGGCAUCGAGUUGGGCCGCUCGCCCGUCUUCCUGUACGAGGACCAGCACGGCAAGCCGGCCCCCGAGGACUACCCGCUCUUCAAGGGCAUCAACCUGGCUGAUGGCAAGUGGCACCGCAUCGCAAUCUCGGUGUCCAAGAAGAAUGUGACGCUGCUGCUGGACUGCAAGAAGAAGAUGAGCCGCCCACUGCCCCGCAGCAACCACGCUGAGUUGGACACCAACGGCAUCACCGUGUUUGGAGCACGCCUGCUCGACGAGGAAGUGUUCCAGGGAGACAUUCAGCAGCUACUGAUCGCCUCCAACGCUCAGGCCGCCUACGACUUCUGUGAGCACUACAGCCCCGACUGCGACUCUCCCCUACCCAAGACGCAGGCGCAGGACCCCAAUACAUACAAGACAAACAGGAAGGGCGCCCCCACCAAAGCCGCCCCAGUCAAAGCCAAGCCGACCCCAGCUAAGCCAGUCAAGGGGGGGACCUUUAAAAUAGUCAAGCCUCCCAUUCCCAACAAAGCUCUCAAGUCUUCCACGGCCAAGCCGCCCAAAUCCAAGCCCACCACCAAGCCCACCGCCACCACUGUCUUCUUGUCCAAGAUCAAGACUACAUCGGCUGCUAAGGUGAAGACCACAACCGCCCCCGCUAAGAGCGCUAAAGUGGUUGCUGAGAAGGUCAAUGGAAAAGCCGUCGUGGUGAAAACCACUAAAGCUUCAGCCGAGGUCAAAGGAAAUGGAAAGGUGGUCGUUGAGAAGUAUGUCAGCGGUAAUGGAAAGUCCUCCGCUGAGAAGAAAGCCGGAAAUGAUAAAGCAACGUCAAAGGCCAAUGGGAAAACGAGCAUCGAGGUGAAAGAAGUCAAGGUCAAAGUUAAUGGAAAAACUGAAAACAAAGUUAGCAAUGAGGCUAAAGCUACUAGCAACAACAAAUUUACUGUGGUAGAAAAGAAAGGCACAAAAAGCGAAACCACUACUAAAACAAAGACUGUUGUCAAAAUAGAGAAGACUACUGUGAGUGCGGCGACAUCCGCUUCCAAAGUAGAAGCUACCAAAGCACCCAAGGCCACAAAAGCAGCAAAGGCAGAGCCUACAAAAGCGUCGAAAAUUUCUCAAGCCAAGUCAGAAGUCAAAGUCAAAACGGUGGUCUCCAAAGUCCCCCUCGUCAAGCCCACAGCCAGCAAAGCUAUGAAUACAGUGGUGGAGAAGUUGCAAAACGUGAAGAAGGUCCUCACCACUGCUGCUCCUGUCCGGCCCACUCCCCAGAGACCCACAAAGUCCAAGGCGGUACUGGACACGGACAUCAAGUCCCUGCACAAACCAUUCCCGCCCUUCGACAAGACCGCGCUGAGUGGCACCGGAGUUCCAGCAAAGAAAUUUGACAACGGUUACCAACAGGAUGUAGACACUGAAUAUUCCGAGGCUGGCAACACCCCCACAGAGACUGAUUAUUUCUAUGAGGAGACGCUGCCAGAGUCCGAGGGUGAGGUGGUCACACAAGAAGAGAACCCCACGCAGCAGCCCCAGGUGGAGACCGCUCUGGAGGGGCAGGAGGUGGACUCUACCACGACGGGCGGUGUUGGUGAGGAGCCCUUCAACGAGGAGUACGUGACUGGCGAUGUGGGCAUGAAGGAAUACGACUAUUCCUAUCGGGACUACGGCGAGCCCAUGCCCGAGGCCCGAGAGGUGGAAGGCGACAUUGGCCCCGCCCUGUCCGCUGUGACAGACGAGGCAGGCGCGGCCAUCAGAGGACAGAAGGGUGAGAAAGGAGAGCCCGCCGUGCUCGAGCCUGGCAUGCUGAUUGAGGGACCUCCUGGACCUGAAGGACAAUCUGGCCCUACCGGCCCCCCUGGUAGAUCUGGUCCUCCUGGCUCUGUUGGUGAGCCUGGUGAGAGGGGACCUCACGGCAAAGCCGGUCUGCCUGGUGCCGACGGAGUUCCCGGACCACCCGGAUCUUCCGUGAUGCUGCCUUUCCGCUUCGGCCAAAGUGGAGGAGAUAAGGGUCCUGUUGUGUCAGCACAGGAAGCCCAAGCAGCCGCCAUCUUGUCUCAGGCCAGGAUGGCUCUGAAAGGACCUCCUGGACCAAUGGGAUUCACGGGACGUCCCGGACCCUUGGGAAACCCAGGAAGUCAUGGUCUGAAAGGAGAAAGUGGAGAUCCUGGUCCUCAGGGGCCCAGGGGAGCACCAGGCUUGAUGGGACCACCAGGCAAAGCAGGAAGGAGAGGACGUGCCGGAGCUGACGGAGCCCGGGGAAUGCCCGGAGAACCCGGUACUAAGGGUGACCGCGGCUUUGAUGGUCUUCCUGGUUUGCCAGGCGACAAAGGACAUAGGGGGGACACUGGAUCAAUGGGACCCCAUGGACCUCAAGGAGAGGACGGCGAGAGGGGCGAUGACGGAGAGGUCGGACCCAGAGGUCUCCCCGGUGAAGCCGGACCUCGUGGAUUGCUCGGCCCCAAAGGUCCUCCAGGAAUUCCCGGACCUCCUGGCGUUCGAGGAAAUGAUGGUCACGUUGGUCCCAAGGGCAACCUGGGUCCUCAAGGAGAGCCCGGACCUCCAGGUCAGCAGGGUACAUCAGGAACUCAGGGAAUGCCAGGACCUCAGGGAGCCAUGGGACCCCCAGGAGAGAAGGGGCCCACAGGAAAACCAGGUCUGCCAGGGAUGCCAGGUGCUGACGGCCCUCCUGGUCACCCAGGAAAAGAGGGGCCCACUGGCACCAAAGGGAACCAGGGCCCCAAUGGCCCCCAAGGAGCUAUUGGUUAUCCUGGGCCUCGUGGAAUCAAGGGGGAGCAAGGAAUCCGAGGACUGAAGGGCCACAAGGGAGAGAAGGGAGAAGAUGGUUUCCCUGGAAUUAAGGGAGACUUUGGCGUCAAAGGAGAGAGGGGUGAGAUCGGCGUGUCGGGCCCGAGAGGAGAGGAUGGCCCAGAGGGGCCAAAGGGGCGAGUCGGGCCCCCUGGUGAACUCGGUCCCCUCGGUCUCAUUGGAGAGAAGGGCAAACUCGGUGUUCCUGGACUUCCUGGCUACCCUGGAAGACAAGGACCCAAGGGAUCUCUAGGAUUCCCAGGAUUCCCUGGCUCAAAUGGCGAGAAGGGAACAAGGGGUCUCGCAGGCAAAGCAGGACCAAGAGGACAAAGAGGACCAACGGGUCCCAGAGGGCAGCGAGGACCACGAGGUGCCACCGGAAAACCAGGCGCAAAGGGAACUUCAGGAAGUGACGGCCCCCAUGGUCCACUUGGCGAGAGGGGACUGCCCGGACCUCAGGGAGCCAACGGUUUCCCUGGACCGAAGGGACCUCCUGGACCACCAGGAAAGGAUGGGCUCCCCGGACACCCUGGACAGAGAGGAGAAGUUGGUUUCCAAGGAAAGAUGGGUCCACCAGGGCCUCCUGGAGUCGUCGGACCACAGGGCCCAUCUGGAGAGACCGGUCCCUUGGGUGAGCGUGGCCAUCCUGGACCACCAGGUCCACCUGGAGAGCAGGGACUUUCUGGCCCCUCAGGGAAGGAAGGCACAAAGGGAGACCCGGGCCCCCCAGGAGGUCCAGGUAAAGAUGGACCCCCUGGACUGAGAGGUUUCCCUGGAGAGAGAGGAUUGCCUGGUACCCCUGGUGGUGGAGGACUGAAGGGAAGUGAAGGACCCGCCGGACCUCCUGGACCUGCCGGAUCUCCUGGUGAGAGAGGGCCCGCUGGCACUGCUGGACCUGUUGGACCCCCUGGUAGACCAGGCCCACAAGGACCCCCUGGUAACGCUGGAGAGAAGGGUGUUCCUGGUGAGAAAGGCCCAAUCGGCCCUGCAGGUCGGGAUGGAGUCCAGGGUCCAGUGGGUCUUCCAGGCCCUGCUGGAUCUCCAGGAGGACCUGGAGAGGAUGGAGAUAAGGGUGAAGUGGGUGAACCCGGCCAGAAGGGAGGCAAGGGAGGAAAAGGAGAGCAUGGACCUCCUGGUCCACCCGGGCCGAUGGGUCCCGUCGGCCAACCUGGUCCCGCCGGUGCUGAUGGAGAGCUCGGGCCAAGGGGGCAACAGGGGCCUUUUGGUGCCAAAGGAGACGAAGGAUCUCGAGGAUUCCCUGGAGCACCCGGACCCAUCGGACUGCAGGGACUGCCAGGACCAUCAGGCGAGAAGGGAGAGAACGGAGAUGUUGGACCUCUGGGUCCUCCAGGUCCCCCAGGACCCCGCGGCCCUGCUGGACCCAACGGUGCUGAUGGCCCUCAAGGUCCUCCUGGAGGUUUGGGUAAUCCUGGAUCUAUUGGAGAGAAGGGAGAGCCUGGAGAGGCCGGACCGCCUGGAAUCGGAGGAGAACCAGGAAAGAAGGGUCCUCGAGGUGAGCGCGGAGAGAAGGGAGAGGCCGGACAGCCUGGAACUGCUGGUGCCGCUGGAGGACGAGGACGGCCAGGAGAUGACGGUCCUAAAGGAAACCCUGGUCCAGUCGGCUUCCCUGGUGAUCCUGGUCCCCCCGGUGAAGUUGGACCCAGAGGUCAAGAUGGCGCCAAAGGAGAACAAGGAGAAGAUGGUGAACAGGGAGAAUCUGGCUCUCCUGGUCCCCCCGGAGAGAAUGGAUCUCCUGGCCCGCCAGGAAAGAGGGGUCCUGCUGGAACAAGAGGACCUGAGGGGCGACAAGGAGAAAAGGGAACCAAGGGCGACACAGGUGCCCUUGGCCCGCCAGGAAAGACCGGUCCUGUCGGUCCUCAGGGCCAAGCAGGAAAACCAGGAAAUGAGGGUCUGCGAGGUCUCCCAGGAUCAGUGGGUGAGCAAGGAUCUCCUGGCCCAGCUGGACCAAAGGGACCACCCGGGCCUGUUGGACCACCGGGUUUGCUGGGUCUGCGAGGAGACCCUGGUGGUAAAGGAGAGAAGGGACAUCCAGGUCUUAUUGGCCUUAUCGGACCUCCGGGAGAGCAGGGAGAGAAGGGAGACCGAGGUCUACCUGGACCUCAUGGAUCAAAUGGACCCAAGGGAGAGACUGGAAUGUCCGGCGGCACCGGACCCCUCGGCCCUUCUGGUCCUCCUGGUCUUCCUGGUCCUCAAGGAGUCAAAGGAGCCAAGGGUGCCUCUGGAGGAUCUGGUCCCAAAGGAGAAAGGGGUGUUCUCGGACCUCCAGGACCUCCUGGACCGCCCGGCGAGGUCAUCCAGCCACUCCCCAUCCAGAGGAGCCCCAAGUCCAAGCGUUCCAUUGACGCCAGCCAACUGCUCCCCGAGUCAGACCCUGAUAUGCCCGCCUCCGACACCGCCGGCGCUGAGUUCUUAACGGCCAGCGAGGGAAUGGAGGAGAUCUUCGGCUCCCUCAACUCGCUACGGCAAGAGAUCGAAACCAUGCGUUUCCCGAUGGGGACGCCGGACAGUCCCGCGAGAACCUGCCAGGAUCUCCGCCUCAGCCAGCCCGAGCUCCAAGACGGAGAGUAUUGGAUUGACCCCAACCAGGGCUGCUCCAGAGAUUCUUUCAAGGUCUUCUGUAACUUCACCAGCGGGGAGACGUGCCUGUACCCUCACAAGAGCAUCAACACGGUGAAGAUGAACUCGUGGGAAAAAGAGACUCCAGGUUCCUGGUUCAGUGAGUUUGCUACAGGUGGAAAGUUCUCCUACGUGGACUCGGACGGCGAGCCGGUGGGCGUGGUCCAGCUGGGAUUCUUGCGCCUCUUGAGCGUGGUAGCCCGACAGAACCUGACCUACCACUGCCACCGCUCGGUGGCGUGGGCCGACCAGACCGCCAAGAACAACCACGAGAGGGCGCUGCACUUCCAGGCCGCCAACGAAGAGGAGCUGAGCUACGAGACCAACCCGUACAUCAAAGCGCUGCUGGACGGAUGCUCUUACCGCAAAGGCUUCGACAGGACGGUGCUGGAGAUCAACACGCCACAGGUGGAACAUCUGCCUCUGCUGGACAUCAAAGUGUCGGACUUUGGGGAGAGCAACCAACAGUUUGGGUUUGAAGUGGGACCUGUGUGCUUCCAAGGCUAAUCACACACACACACGCACACACACACACACACACACACAAGCACUUAGAGACACCUACAUACAAGCCAUUCACGCCCAAUAAUUUGUAAAUUAACUUGUAAAUGUUAUGUAACACACAUAUACACACACACAUACACACACACACACACACACAUGGGGAUGGUGUUGCCCAAGCAACGCAGCAUCCUCCUGACAAUUAAUGGGCGUCAAAAAAUGUAUCCAAAAAAAUGUUCUGAAGAGGUCUCGGAGGGAAGGAACAUCGAGAGGGAGCGUUUUCCUCCCAGUGACGCAGCGUCCAAAGGGGGGGGGGGGGUGGGGGGCGCUGCCCAAAAAGCCCCUAUCCCUCCCCCCACACCCACUCUGGCCACCCUCCUGCUGCCCGUCUGCCACCUGCCCCUCCACUCCUCCGUCACACCGCCUUCGCUCCGCCCCCGCUGUCUCUCAGCUCAUCCACGUGAAAAAGAACCUCAGAAUUCCUCCCAAAAAGGUUUCCAACUUGUUAGCGUGAUCGCCUCUUGUGACCUUCCCUGGCCGCCACCCGGCAUCCUCGUGGCCGGGGGGGGGGGGGGUUUCCUCCUUCCUACUAAAUGUGGCGUGAUGCCAUCUUCGCUGAAUAAAAAUCUUUGUUUUCCUGAGAGAACGCGUGUGGCAAAAAGUGCUAAUUGUGCCAAAAGUUUGACUCCGUUUGUCUCCUCUUACCAUGUCAUCGAGCCUCCAGCUGGGCAAAUGUGCAUUACACUCCAUUUGUACAGACAUAGUGAUAUUCUAUUGUAUUUAUUUAAGAACAAACAGGGUGCUUUGACAUAAAAAAAAAAGAGAGAAACUGACCACCAAAUAUUCCCGCCGUCUCAUGUGGUAUAUUUCAUUUGUAUUUAUUUCUACCACCGGCCCCCUUUCGGAAGACCAGACCAAAGAAUCUGCGGCAAUGCUGGAUUGUGUUUCCCCCGGACUGUCCUGUGCUGUUCAAUGUUGCUUCCAGUGUAACCAUUAAAAGGUGACUCUCUCCACCACUGUUGCCGCUGCUUUUGACUUUCACGUUCUAAAUGUCGAUGUCGGCGCGAGAGACCACAGCAGGCAGGAGGUGUUGGCGAGAAGGAGGGGGCGAGAUGGGACACCCCCCCCCCGCCCGGCCUCCCAGUCUCUGUCAGCCAUAUUGUGGAUUAUUUUUGUUUUUGUUUGUUAAAUUUUGUUGUUGAAUUUGUUUUUAAGUAUAUCAGGGAAGUGGGCGGGGAAGGCCAAAAACCUAAAACGAAAUAAAAAAAAAUGUCCUUCAGAGAGAAUGACCUCAAUUACUAGUUUUUUAUUUUAUUUUUUAUUUUAUUGAAGACAUUUCAACAUGAAAAAAAAUGGUGCUAAAAAAAUAUUAUUUUCUAAUGUGUGUAAGUAUUUUUCUAAUUCCUGUAAUAUAUAAUCUUUUGUAAAAGGA
Messenger RNA from Phyllopteryx taeniolatus (common seadragon), 8057 nucleotides. It is a transcript of the gene col11a2, whose product is annotated as collagen, type XI, alpha 2. The transcript has 65 exons. NCBI's taxonomy places the organism in Eukaryota, Metazoa, Chordata, Actinopteri, Syngnathiformes, Syngnathidae. Gene Ontology annotation, molecular function: extracellular matrix structural constituent. Gene Ontology annotation, cellular component: collagen trimer. The record is from RefSeq and is a predicted model, not a curated record. Gene Ontology annotation, biological process: cartilage development; sensory perception of sound; collagen fibril organization. Bases 320 to 6631 code for a protein of 2103 amino acids.